GGCCACUGACGACGCUUUAAGCUGUACGACGCUGUGCACUGCAAUCUCAGCAGCCAUGGAGUUAUUUACCCACCAUUUUGGGUUGGUACUGCUACUGCUAGCUAGGUGAUUUAGCACUUUGAAGCAAAAGUAGCCAAGUGGGUGGCCAAUCCACACCAGUUCGGAUGAUGGAUUCCAUAGCACAAUGUGAUAGCGCCUUUUAACUGUUUGCUUUUUUCUUCCUUUCUUCGUCACAUGGAGUAGUUCACAUCAUGAAAGUAUGAAUAUUCUCAUUCUUCCGAUAACAGGGGUAUCCAAGGCACCUACCCCUUUUUUCCUGCUCCUUUUAUGUUUUAACUACAAUUUGCAAGUGAGGGAUUCUGGUCAAAAGAUGCUAAUUUUCUGGAGAAUGUGUGCUGUCUUGGGCAUUUUCUUAUGCCACAGUGCUAAAAUGGACUGGUCAUGCAGAUUAGUGACUCGGUGAUAGCAGUUGCGUGAAUGGAUCUUCGCUCACAUUGUUGGCGGCUUGGCGCAGCAUGUGAAGUACCACAUGCAUCUGCAUUCCGCGGGUGCAGCUAAAGGGACAAGUGCAUGAAAAUUUCUGUUUAGUGUAUUUUGAUGUAGGCAUUUGCAGAAUUGGAAAUUCUGAUUAGUAGUCAUCGGAGUUGUCUCGCCAUUACCCGCAAUAAAAAGAGGAGUUGUACCGUCAUUACCCGCAAGAGAGGAGUUGUAUCGCCGUUGAUCUAUUCUGUCAUUUAUUGCAUAAUUUGUUGUGCCCAAUAUUUGUUUUUGUCUAUUCUUUUUCUUCCAUGUUCAAAACUUAGCUGAACUAACUGAUAUUUAUUGCUGGAGACCGUUGAUUCAGUAUGUGGACAACCCUAGAGGUAAGAAUAAGAUAAGAACAGUGAUUACUGAUUUUGGAACAUUUAGAAGGCGCAUUCUGCGUUACUUAUCAAGCUCUGUCCUUUAAUUUUCAAAUUUAGGUCUUCCUUUCAGAAAUUUAGCGAUGAUGGAUUCCAUACAGAAUAAUGUGAUAGCACCUUUUUGGUUGCAUGGUACUACAUGGUUAUAUACCAUGAAAUUGUGAUUUUUUGCAUUCUUCUUGCAAUCUUCCAAAAUGAGAGAUUUCAUCAAAGACCUACGACUGAUAGCCUCCACUAGCACCAUUUUCAAGUGAGGAGUUUUGGUGAAAGAUUGUAUUUUUUUUUCUGGAGAAUGUAUACUCUCUUGGCAUUUUCUUGUGCUACAACGCUAAAAUGGACUAGUCGUGUAGUUUAAUGGCUCCUAUAUAGCAGGCAUUAAGUGCGUUGUCGCAGGCAGGGGGCGUUUCUAUGUUUACUCUGUGGGGUCAGCUUGUUUGAUUGCAAGCUUAGUUCUAUUCAUAUUUGUGCAAAAAUUAGGAUAUUUUGGAGAGAUUAGGGCACUUGAACCCACAGCUUUUUGGUGCUGGCACCGCCACUGGUCGCAGGACAUGCAUCUGUUUCCACAGACGCAACUAGAGAGACAACUGCAGGAUUAGGUGUAAAAUAUGGGUGCAUGAAAACAUCUGUUUGGUGUAUUUUGAUAUCGGCAUGGGUAGAAUUGGAAGUUCUAAUUAGUGGUCAUCGGAGUUGAAUCGCCAUUGGGUUAGAACAAUCCACGGCUUAUUUUAUGGUUAUUAUUAUUGCUUAAUUUGUGACAUGGCAAUAUUUGUUUAUCUUUAUUAUUUCCUCUUUUCCUCGAUACUACAUACUUUGUUGAACUAACAGUUAUUUAUUGCCGGAGAGUGUUGGUUUUAUUUUUGGACAGCCCCAUAGUUAAGACAAGAAUGAUGAUUACUAAAUUUUCGUAGAACAUUUAAAAGGCAUCUUCUGAGUUCCUUGUCUAUGUCCUUCAAUUCUGAAAUGUUGAGGGCAUGCAGGUCCAUGCUAAUGAGGGUGGUGUUACACAAACUCGCGGUGGCAUUUACUGGAUAAUCUUGCCUGCUGGAUAUCUGGGUUCAUCAUUUUGGGGAAUGGUGUUCAUACUUUCAUCUACACAUCUCCUAGCUACAAGAAUUGCGGCUGGUUGCUUCAUACUUGCAUUAAUUAUUGUUCUCUUUGUUGCCAAAAAUUGGUUUCUGCGCUGGCUCUGCAUUGGUUUCAUCAUAUUCAUUGCUGUUGUCUGGGUUAUACAAGAAUUUACAACUUUCCAUGUUCUGAAGUAUGUUAUUCUAUUCAUAGGUGUUAUGAAUAGCUUAUUUUCAGUUUACGAUAUCUAUGAUGACACCAUAUCCCGAAGAGUGAAUUCAAGUGAUGCUGAGAAAUUUGCUGAAAUCUGCCCUUGCCCUUGCAAUGGCGUUGGAUGGGGUGUUAUAUGGGGAUUCAUCUCAUUUAUUUUUCUCUGUGCGUCGAUAUAUCUUGGACUGGUUAUAUUGUCCUGAGGGCUUGCACCUCCCAUAUAUUAGCAUUUUGACCUGACAGCGCAGGCGGUGCUUGUUGUUUGUUUCCAUUGGUCCGGACAUUGGCUGCAGCUUGUAUUGAUCCAUGGGGGACAGGUUGUUCCAAAUGUAUACAUAGGGCAAUGAGUUUAUGCCAUAAUUAAGGUUGAUUGAAAUUGGAUAGGGGCGGUUAUUGAUGCGAUUCUUCCUUGCGUUUAUAGCUCAUGUAGAUGGCAUUUGAUAUGCACAGCUGAUAUAGUAUUAUGUUGUUGUUGAGAUGGUAUUCAUGGACCAACUGGAAUUUAUUCAGCAAUGCCUGCAGUCUCA
Triticum dicoccoides is the source of this 2704-nucleotide messenger RNA. RefSeq lists its product as uncharacterized. Bases 1874 to 2380 code for a protein of 168 amino acids. The record is from RefSeq and is a predicted model, not a curated record. The transcript is spliced from 9 exons. NCBI's taxonomy places the organism in Eukaryota, Viridiplantae, Streptophyta, Magnoliopsida, Poales, Poaceae.